Zophobas morio is the source of this 1748-nucleotide messenger RNA. Its product is annotated as enolase-like. Gene Ontology annotation, cellular component: phosphopyruvate hydratase complex. The record is from RefSeq and is a predicted model, not a curated record. The coding region runs from base 137 to 1438 and encodes 433 amino acids. The transcript is spliced from 3 exons. NCBI's taxonomy places the organism in Eukaryota, Metazoa, Arthropoda, Insecta, Coleoptera, Tenebrionidae. Gene Ontology annotation, biological process: glycolytic process. Gene Ontology annotation, molecular function: magnesium ion binding; phosphopyruvate hydratase activity.
GACCUUUAUAUCACCUUGUCAUUUGUCGAUAGGUCAAAUUUUGACACUUUAGUUUGGUGCCGGCUGCUAGGCAGCAAGAACUAACAUUCGUUUCCGAUUUAAUUGCAAUUAUCGUACGUUCUCCCUCAUCUCCAAAAUGCCCAUCAAAACCAUUUUGGCCCGCCAAAUCUUCGACUCCCGCGGUAACCCAACCGUGGAAGUCGACCUCGUGACAGAUUUGGGUCUCUUCCGAGCUGCGGUACCAUCCGGAGCCAGUACUGGUGUCCACGAGGCUUUGGAACUCCGCGAUAACGACAAAGCCAACUACCAUGGCAAAUCCGUAACAAAAGCCAUCACCAACGUGAACUCCAUCAUCGCCCCGGAAGUGAUUAAAUCCAACUUGGAAGUCACCCAGCAGACCGAAAUCGACGAACUGAUGCUGAAACUCGACGGGACCGAAAAUAAAUCGAAACUGGGGGCCAACGCCAUCCUGGGAGUGUCUCUGGCUGUGGCUAAAGCCGGUGCAGCCAAAAAAGGAAUUCCUUUGUACAAACAUCUGGCGGACCUUGCUGGAAACAAAGAUAUUAUUCUUCCAGUUCCAGCGUUUAACGUUAUCAAUGGAGGCUCGCACGCUGGUAAUAAUUUGGCGAUGCAAGAGUUCAUGAUUUUGCCAACGGGAGCUAGUUCUUUCACGGAGGCGAUGAAAAUGGGUACUGAAGUGUACCAUCAUUUGAAGAACGUCAUCAAAGCGAAGUUUGGAUUGGAUGCCACCGCUGUCGGGGAUGAAGGAGGUUUUGCUCCCAAUGUUCCUUCAGGAGAUGAAGCUCUUGGGUUAAUCGUAGCCGCGAUUGAGAAAGCCGGCUACAAUGGAAAAAUCGACAUCGCUAUGGAUGUAGCAGCGUCUGAGUUCUACAAAGACGGGUUGUACGAUUUGGACUUCAAAAACCCACAAUCCGACAAAAGCAAGUGGAUUACUGGGGAAAAACUUCUCGAAACGUAUAAGGGUUUCAUCCAGAAGUUCCCCAUCGUGUCCAUCGAGGAUCCCUUCGACCAAGACGAUUGGGGUUCAUGGACUGCCAUCACCUCCUCCACUAAUAUCCAGAUUGUUGGUGACGACUUGACCGUGACCAACCCCAAACGUAUCACCACUGCCGUUGAAAAGAAGGCUUGCAACUGUUUGCUUUUGAAGGUUAACCAAAUUGGGUCGGUUACCGAAUCCAUCAAGGCCCACCUUCUGGCGAAAGCCAAUGGUUGGGGUACCAUGGUUUCGCACAGAUCUGGAGAGACUGAAGAUACUUUUAUUGCUGACUUGGUGGUGGGACUUUCCACUGGACAAAUUAAGACUGGGGCACCUUGCAGGUCCGAACGUUUGGCUAAAUAUAACCAGAUUCUGCGUAUUGAGGAAGAGUUAUCUGGUGGAGCCAAGUAUGCGGGCAAGUCUUUCCGUAAACCACAGUAAUUUAAGAAUGGUUGGAUGGUUUUUGAGUUUUGGACAAUUCGUGGUUGUCUGGAACUACUGCCAAUUUUCCAUUUUUUAAAUAGUUAAGUGGCCAAAUACAACCCAUUUAUGUCACGGUAGAGUUGUAAUCUAUAGCUGCGUGGUGUUUCAAGUCCACAGGAAAUAUUUUGAGACAAUAUUUUUCAAAACAAAGGUUAUUUAUUUAGGUUUUGUAAGUCAUGUAGUGCCGCUUUCGUGUGAACUUGAAACGCACUUUAUCAUGUGUGGUUGUAAUCAUUGUAAGAAGUGUACAAUAAAUUCUAAGCAAACA